Molecule: messenger RNA, 1071 nt
Organism: Acanthoscelides obtectus
Lineage: Eukaryota; Metazoa; Arthropoda; Insecta; Coleoptera; Chrysomelidae
Source: the annotation of a GenBank genome assembly
UCGGCGACCGUGUUGCCCGCGAAUUAAACGUUCGCACACAUUGCGGAUGAAACCGUGCCGUUGAUGUCGUAAUAUAUUGAAAGGUUUCGAGGAAUGUUUUUGUUUUGAUCGUUGUUUUGCACCGCAAAAAGGAUGAAACUCAUCCCGGUCGAUUACCAUGGAUUCACGGCGAUGGACAGGCGGUUUUCCAGCCCUAUGCUGCCAUGGAUCGUCUCCGAAAUCAGGAAAAGGAACUAUCUUGAAAGGUUUCCCAACUCAGGAGAAAAAUGGAAGGAGAUUGCAGCUUCGUUUGAGGAAAGAUGGCAUUUCCCACACUGCAUCGGUGCCUUAGAUGGGAAGCAUAUUGAUAUAAUUCCGCCACAAAACUCUGGAUCGUAUUAUUAUAAUUACAAAGGCAAACACAGUAUGGUUCUUCUGGCUAUAGUUGACGCAAAAUACCGAUUCCUACUAGCAGAUUUUGGAACAAAUGGGCGGAUUUCCGAUGGCGGUGUUCUUCAGAAUACAACUUUCUUUGAGAAGCUGGUGAACGAGGAUUUAAAUAUUCCCCAACCUGAUGAUAUUUGUGACAAUUUCCAAAACGUUCCGUAUGUAUUCGUUGCGGAUGAUGCGUUUCCUCUCAGAACUGAUAUUUUGAAACCAUUCAGGCAGGGACUAUUAGAUUCAGCAGACAAAGAGGUUUUUAACUAUCGAUUAUCACGAGCAAGACAUAUUGUCGAAAACGUUUUUGGUAUACUUGCUUCACGAUUUCGUAUCUUUCAGUCUCCAAUUAAUUUAGAACCAGAAAAUAUAGAAAAAAUUGUAAUGGCUGCUUGUGCUUUACAUAACUUUUUGAUUGAACAUCAAUCUAGUACAUACGCUCCUGCAAACUUAAGGUAUCAAGAAAAUAGUAACGAUGGAUCUCUUAUUUCUAUUGGGUGCGAUAGUUCACAAUCAAAUAUGAUUCCACUAAAUCGUCAAAAUCGAGGAAAUAUUGGCAAUGACGCAAAAGAAAUCAGACAACGCUUUAUGGACUACUUCAUGAAUGAUGGCGAAGUCCCAUGGCAGAAGAAUCACAUUUUAAAAAACAAAUAA